AUGCACUUUUCAGACUCACUUCUCAUCGCUGGGCUCAUUGCCUUUGCCUCAGCAUCUCCAGCUCCAGCUCCAGAGCCAACGACGCCAUCUGCGUCUCAAACUCAAGCUCUAGUUGACGACCUCCAAUCAUACAUCCUCGACCUUGCAACCCAGCCCAUAGUUUCCAGCCUUGCCACCGAUACCGCCGCCAUCAGCUCUCUCGACUCCUUACAAGCGUCCCUCCUAUCCGACGUCAGGGAUGGCGAAACUCCAAAUACAUCCGUAUUGACUGCUUUGCCCUCUCCUCUCGCCAGCUUCAUCGGUUCCAUCUAUACAGCGGAACUGAGCAUCGCCAGCAAAAAUGGGUUUGGCGAUUUGAUAGCAAGCGCAACUGCUACUGAAGCUGCAUCUGCUUCGGCUACCGGCGCGUCACAAACGGCAAGUGGAACUCAGAAGACUUCGACGACGGCGGGAUCGGCGAGUGCAAGCUCGAGUGCUCCGGUCACUGUUGAGACGGGUGCUGCUGGUGCAUUGGGUGUUGAUAUGUUGAAAAUUUGUGGAGGUUUGGCGGUUGGUAUUGUGGGCGCUGUGAUGGCUCUGUAA
This is a messenger RNA of Botrytis byssoidea, 582 nucleotides long. RefSeq lists its product as uncharacterized. The record is from RefSeq and is a predicted model, not a curated record. The transcript has 2 exons. Lineage: Eukaryota; Fungi; Ascomycota; Leotiomycetes; Helotiales; Sclerotiniaceae. The coding region runs from base 1 to 582 and encodes 193 amino acids.